Pollicipes pollicipes is the source of this 1702-nucleotide messenger RNA. RefSeq names its product acid ceramidase. Bases 241 to 1302 code for a protein of 353 amino acids. NCBI's taxonomy places the organism in Eukaryota, Metazoa, Arthropoda, Thecostraca, Pollicipedomorpha, Pollicipedidae. Gene Ontology annotation, cellular component: lysosome. The record is from RefSeq and is a predicted model, not a curated record. Gene Ontology annotation, biological process: fatty acid metabolic process. The transcript is spliced from 11 exons. Gene Ontology annotation, molecular function: N-acylsphingosine amidohydrolase activity; fatty acid amide hydrolase activity.
CUGCGGAGAGCCUGCUUACGAAGGUGAGUUCGGCGCCAGUGCUCCGCCAGCGGCGCUCGGGAGAGGAAGUCUGCGGAGAGCCUGCUUACGAAGCGAUGCUGCUGUGGGUGUUGCUGUGCUGUGGGCUUGCCACGGCGGCUGGACGCCGGGUUCAGCAGGUAGACCGUCUGACCAAUCAGCUCUCAAGCACGCUGGAGGAGCAGGACUGCGAAGACGGGACGUACCCACCACCGGCGAAGCAUGCCGUGCCCAACUACAUCAUCAACCUGGACCUGCCGCCCGAAGUACCGCUACUGCAAACUUAUGGAGGAUAUGGGACCGGCGGCCAGCAACCUGCUGGAGAUCGUGCGGCGCGAGGCGGCCACACUGUUCGGCGACGGGCUGUUCCGCGCCGUGGAGCGCGCCUCCGAGCUGCUGGGCCGCCGCCUGCCCUACCCGUUCCACGACGAGAUCCGCGGCAUCGCCAUGGCCGCCAGCAUGUCCGAGGGUGACGUCACACUGAUGAACAUCUUCUACGAGGUGUUCACUGUUUGCACUUCCAUCGUGGCUGAGGGCACGGACGGCACGCUCUACCACGGCCGCAACCUGGACUUCGGCCUGUUCAUGGGCUGGGACCGCACCAAUCACACCUGGGUGGUGGCCGAGGCCCUGCGGCCGAUGACCGUGACGCUCGAGUACACCAGGAACAACCGCACCCUCUUCCGCACGGCCGGCUUCGCAGGCAUGGUGGGCGUGCUCACUGGAGUACGACCGGGCCUCUUCUCGCUGACCAUUGACGAGAGGUUCACACUGAAGCCGGGGCUUUGGUACAUGCUGCAGUGGGCGUUUGGAGCCAAAGUCCAGUGGAACACCGUCAUCACAAGACAGGUCCUGGAGAACGGCACCGAUUAUGGUUCUGUGGAAAAGCAGCUGGCCAAGACGGCGCUGAUCGCUCCGGUCUACUUCAUCCUGGCCGGCAACAAGUCCGGGGAGGCCUGCGUCAUCACCAGGGACCAAUACAAGGCGGACAUAUGGCCCCUGGGCAUCGCUUCACUCACCCAGAAGUCUCGGUGGUACCUGCUGCAGACCAACUACGACCACUGGAAGCGGCCGCCGUUCUUCGACAACCGGCGUGGGCCGGGCGUGCGCUGCAUGGACCGGCUCGGCCAGGCUGCGCUCAGCCCGGCCCGGCUGUACGAUGUGCUCCACUCGAAGCCAGUCAGAAAUCGGCUGACGGUGUACACGGCUCUGCUGGAGCCCGCCCGCGGACAUCUGGAGGCCUGGCUCCAGUACUGCUCCGACCCGGACUGCGCCAUCUGGUGAGGCAUCGGCGGCCGGGCCGGCGAGUCUCGGCUCACCUGCCCCGGGCGGGGCAGACGUCCUCCUCCCGGGCGCUGGAGCACAGCGGCACGCCAGGCCGGCGUGGCUCGGCUCGCCUGCCCCGGGCAGGGCAGACGUCCGCCCCCUUCCGGCCGCUGGAGCACGGCGGCACGCCAGGCCGGCGUGGCUCGGCUCGCCUGCCCCGGGCAGGGCAGACGCCCCUGCCCCCUCCCGGGCGCUGGAGCACGGCGGCCCGCUCCCGUAAAGCCGACUGCGCGAUCGAGUCGGCGCGCUGACCUCCUGGUCCGAUUGAUUCCCAUUUGAAGUCAGGAUACUGGCGGAGCGUACGCGUUUUCUGUGCACCCUUUGUGAAUACAAACUAUCUAUCGUACACGAACGUGUA